Molecule: messenger RNA, 1941 nt
Organism: Knipowitschia caucasica
Lineage: Eukaryota; Metazoa; Chordata; Actinopteri; Gobiiformes; Gobiidae
Source: the annotation of a GenBank genome assembly
AUGGCGGCUGCGGGGGCCCAGUCGCGGAGCCUCUUCAGGAGCGUCAAGUUCUUUGUCCUGUGCCACUCGGUGCUGCAGCUCUCUCAGCUCCUUGUCUCCGGUUACAUGAAAAGUUCCAUCUCUACCAUCGAGCGCCGGUUUGGCCUCUCGAGCCAAAAGGCCGGACUCCUCGCCGCCUUCAACGAGGUGGGGAACACGGUCCUCAUCGUCUUCGUCAGUUUUUGUGGCAGUCGCGUUCACCGCCCGCGGUUCAUCGCAGGAGGCGCUGCUGUCGCUGCGGGCGCAUCUCUGCUCAUGACCCUGCCCCACUUCCUGUACGGCCCCUAUGAGUACACAGGACCCAACCAUGGGGGAAACGGCUCUGGUCUGUGCCUCACCCAGUCCUCCCCCUCCCCUCCUGUGUGUGACGCCCAUACCCACAGCGGGCACGAGGGGGCAUACCCGCUCCUGCUCCUGGCUCAGCUGCUGCUCGGCAUUGGUGCGGUGCCGAUCCAACCGUUCGGCAUCAGUUACAUCGACGACUUCUCCAGCAAACGCAACUCCCCCCUCUACCUCGGGAUCCUCCUCGCUGUCACCUCCAUUGGUCCAGCGCUCGGGUUUAUGACCAGCGCCUUCACCCUCAGGCUCUAUGUGGACUUCAACUCUGUCAAACCAGACCAGGUGUCUCUGAAGCCUGGAGACCUGCGCUGGGUCGGGGCCUGGUGGCUCGGGUUCCUGUUGGCGUCUUGUUUACUGCUGCUGACGGCGCUGCCCCUGCUGUUCUUCCCCAGAGAGCUCCCCCCAGAGACGGGGUCUGAAAAGAGUGGAGACGACGUCAAACAGGACAAGAAAAACUCACAAACUUUGGGAAUCUUCCUCCGCAGCUUUCCUCGGACCGCCCUCCGGACCCUGCGGUCUCCGGUCUACAUGUGCGUGGUCUUGGCUCAGGUGAACCUCGCCGCACUGCUCUGCGGACUCGCCACCUUCAUGCCCAAGUUCAUGGAGCGCCAGUUCAGCCAGAGCACCUCAACCUCCAACAUGAUGAUCGGGGGCGUGGCUCUGCCCUGCUCGAUCCUGGGUAUCGUCCUCGGUGGCGUGCUGAUGCGGCGUGCGGCGCUCUCCACAGUCGGUGCCGGCAGGAUGUGCCUGGUGUCGGUGAGCUUGUGCGUCCUGACCGCGGUGCCGCUGCUGCUGAUUGGCUGCUCCAGCAACCCGGUGUAUAGGGUUUAUCCAGCAGGGGGCGCCAGCCCAGUCCCAGACCCGGUCUCUGGUCCGGUUUGUAAAUCCUGUCUCUGUCAGGAGGACUGGUUCAACCCGGUCUGUGGUUCUGACAGAGUGGAGUUCAGGUCGCCGUGUCACGCUGGCUGCACGACCCAAGAAAGGGACCAGGAGAGCGGGCGCAUUUAUCGCUACACAAACUGCAGCUGUAUCUCUGCGUCCCCCCCGGCCACUCUGAGUCCUGAUCCCAGUCCCAGUCCGAGUCUCGCUCCCAGUCUUGGUCCGGACCAGUCCUGGGCCCGUCCUGGUUCCUGUGGGAGUCCGUGUUCACAUCUGAUCUCUGUCUUCAUGGUUUUUGUGGCUCUGACGUGUUUCAUCGCCUCCUUCUGCCACACACCGUCCUACAUCCUCAUCCUCCGGUCGGUGCCAGUGGACGACAAAUCGUUUGCUGUUGGGCUUCAGUACAUGUUCUUCAGAGUCCUGGCCUUCAUGCCCGGCCCAGUUCUCUACGGCAAAGUCAUUGACACCACAUGUCUGCUCUGGGGCAAGAAAUGCAACCGGCUCACUUCCUGUUUGUACUAUGACAUGGAUCUUUUCAGAACCAGGUUCCUUGGUCUUCAGCUGGUUUUCUUCUGUGGGUCCUUAUUCUGUUUCCUGCUGAUGGUUUGGAUCCAGAGACGAAAACAAAAACAAGAAAAGAAAACCAGAUACGAACUUACGGAGCAGACACCAGGACUGAGCUAG